UAACUAAUUACAAGUGCCAAUUGUUCUGACAUUCACAAAAGAAGCUCUGUCGGGUUGCAAUUGUGGUCAUGUAACUGAACACAGAACAAAACCCUACCCAACCCGCCCCUAUCCUGCAAAUACAGAUAAAGGAAAAAAAAAACAGAAACCAAUUUACAGUAAAAGUAACUAUAUAGUCCCUGCAUGCAUCUCUCAUAUGUUCAGGUGUACUUUUCUUCUUCUCCUUGUACAUUUCUCGUGACUAGGUUUAACGUGUGCUGCAUCCUCUUUUACUUCACCAGUUUUUGAAUAAAUCUGUAUAAAUGGUAUACUUUGUUUCCUCCUUCGAUUCUAGUGCUUCAUUUCACCAUUUACACUUCAGAGCCACAAAUGGGUUACAUGAUUUGAAGCCCAUCGUAGUUCAUUCAAAAUAAGGGACAAUAAAAAUGAGCUGAGAAAUCUGUGUAUACAUAACUUGCAUGUCUACUUAUGAAUAAUUUAGGCCCCAAAAAUGUAAGAAGUGCACUGGGUCAGCAGCCCUAGCAUAGAUGAAAAGGCUAGGGUUUUAAUGAACACAUCAAACAAACAUAAAUCCACUAUAAGCCUAGGGGAAUCAGGACCCUAAAGCAGUACAUACCAACUUAUAAUCAAACCCUGUCCCUGAAAAAUGUCAACACACCGUAACCAAAAAAAAAAAAAAGCAGUAUUACCAACUUAGAGUCCCGCAGAAGGAAAAUUAGGCGAAGAAACCUAACCAUGAUAUAAUGAAUUACCUUCUGUCUAGGGUUUUGGAACUAGCUAGGGUUUGUUGGUGUGGUGUUUCUGAGAACAGAUCUGAAUCUGGGUUGGCUGGUUGGGUUGGUUCGUGGAGCCAGCAACAGGUGAAACUGCCACAUGAUCUGAACUUUCCCUCAGGCUCAAGGGAAAGAGAGGAGAGAAAAGCUGAGAUCAUGCUGGCAGCUUCAACUGCUGAUAAUGGCGCACGCUGCAUCUCUGCUGAUGAAUGAAGGCGCUUUAGUUUCUGGGGUGAGGAGGAACAGAGAAGCUAGGGAGAGAGGUUGGUGUAUAAAUAGAGAGAGGAGGGAUAUUGGUUGGACUUGGACGAGAAUAUGGAUCUAUAAUAAUUACGAGAUGCAAAGCCAAACAAAAUGCAAGUAUACAAAAAUACAACGAUGAAACCGCCAGCACGGGAGAGAGGAACUAAGUGUGGUCCUGCAUGUAUGUAUGGAUGUAUGCAUAGCAGAGAGAGAGGGAGAUAGAGUUAUGCAAAUUGAAUAUUGUCACGCUCAAGUUCAGCGCAGAGACCCCAUCACUCAAAUAGACUAGAAAUUUGCACAUCGAUCAAGGGUUAUUGGGAUUCCAACAAAGACAUCUCGAUCACAUAAUGGUCUAAUACCAACAUAUCAAAAACGAGUCGAUCCAAAUUAAUAACUUGAAUUGUUGGUGGAAAUUCAAUCAUAGAUCAUAUACUAUUUACUAACCGCGCUUCAUAUUCUCGUUGACACACUAUCUCAUCAUACUUAUCUUUUGUUUCUAGACAGAUAUACACAAUAGAAAGGCUUAGCAAUCUCUCGAGUUUUCAAACCCCUUUUUAAUGAAUAGCAAACUCUAAACCAUGAGUUUUAUAAAAUAAAAAAAAAUUGUUCGCCGUUACCACUAUAAUUCAGUGCACAAGUUGAUAACAUAUUAUGCAAUGAAACGAUUGACCAACCUUCGCAUCAAGUGAACUAAAAUUGUGAAUAAUUCAGUGCACAAGUUGAUAACAUAUUAUGCAAUGAAACGAUUGACCAACCUUCGCAUCAAGUGAACUAAAAUUGUGAAUGACUAUUUGGUGGGACACAUUAAGUGUGAAAUGUUAAUAUUCUGGACGAUUCAUAUAGUUUAGAAUCAUUUUACUAUAUGAUAUAGGAGACUGCAUAUGUAAAUUUUUAUGGCACCCUCUUGAAUAAAAUCCUGGCUACGCCACUGCUUGUACCUCUAUGUUUACCCUGCGUCAAUUAUGUCUCAAAGUUUAAUUUCCGUUAACUUUGAUCGUUAGUAGUCAACCGUCAAAAUUUUGACCGACGAUGUGGUGUCUGACGAUGAUCUAGAAUGUUGUUAGGUUGCGUAAGUUAUUUGAUGAAGAUACAAUUUCCUAAUUCAGUCUAUUCCCUUACCUACUUUGGCAAACCCUGAUGAGCUGUUACGACACCAUGAGACAUCUAGUGUUUACAUUGUCAAGUCAGUUUAUCAUUUGCUUCUCAGUUUUGUCAGAGUCAAGAUGGGUACAUCAAACAAAGUGCCCGUCAUUGGGAUGUUGCGGUCUGGCCAAGAUGUUUGGGGGCUCAUGUUCCUCUCAAGUUCAAGUUUUUCCUAUGGCAGAUCCUGGGUAGAGUUCUGCCUAUGGGAGAGGCCUUGCCGACCUGUGGAGUGCAAGGUGUUGCCUUGUGUCAGACUUGCCUAGAUGAGGAGGAAACUCUGGAGCAUCUAUUCUUUCACUGCCUGUUGGCAAUGGACCUAUGGGUAGAUUCAGGGCUUUUUCCUCUUUGUGACACCUUUUCGGUGACUUGUGUUGAGUUAUUUUGGCGAAGGCUUUUAGAUCGACAGGAUUUUCUUCGAUGGACUUUAUGAAAUUGGUGCCUCUCUUUUAGCAUAUUUGGAAAGCAAUAAAUUGGUUUGUGUUUGAUUCCACCUUAUGUUCUACCUUGAUUUUUUGUCUCGGUUUUUCUCUCAAAAUGAUUCAAGUCAGGUUCAGGGUUCUUUAGCGCCCCCUCAACCCCCCCCACCCCCCAGGAUUGAGAAAGGAGAGGGGGUGAGAGGGGUGGAGGGUGUUCCACCCAGAGCUUUUUGGAUGUUAUUGGAUGGUGCGAUCCUAGGGUUCCCAUGGAGCCGAUUGAUGGGUUUUACAGGAUUCCUCAGGCACAGUGUUGGCAACAGGUGGUGCUAUGGAGGAUCAAUAUUUGGUGGAACUAUUAAUUGGUGCUGCGGGAUGCGAUUGCCAAUAACACCCAUAGCUUUUU
Linum trigynum is the source of this 2978-nucleotide messenger RNA. Lineage: Eukaryota; Viridiplantae; Streptophyta; Magnoliopsida; Malpighiales; Linaceae. The record is from the annotation of a GenBank genome assembly.